This is a messenger RNA of Uloborus diversus, 1435 nucleotides long. Its product is annotated as X-box-binding protein 1-like. NCBI's taxonomy places the organism in Eukaryota, Metazoa, Arthropoda, Arachnida, Araneae, Uloboridae. Bases 111 to 917 code for a protein of 268 amino acids. The transcript is spliced from 6 exons. The record is from RefSeq and is a predicted model, not a curated record. Gene Ontology annotation, cellular component: nucleus. Gene Ontology annotation, molecular function: RNA polymerase II transcription regulatory region sequence-specific DNA binding; DNA-binding transcription factor activity, RNA polymerase II-specific.
CGAAAUUCGGCCAUUCUAAGGUUUGUUUUCUUUCGUGGCGUGCGUGUGUGGUAGCCCUGUCUUCUGGGUUAGAUGAUAUUAGGUGUCAAACUCCUUGAAUAUUUACAAGGAUGCCUCAAUUAAAGAAAGUACAGCAUAUCUCCGGUAAUAUUUUACCAAAAUUCAACAUCAGUAUACAAGACAUUUUUGGAACUUAUCAGAAAGAUGAUAUUCUCGUAACAUCGCCCUACUUGCCUAUGUUUAUCGAUGGUGAUGGUUCCCAAAUUUUAACAAGUGAGGCAGAAAGUGAUACAAGUGAAGUGACACAAAAUCGGCCCAGGAAACGGCAGAGGCUGGAUCACUUAUCACAAGAAGAAAAAAUAAUGAGAAGAAAAAUGAAGAAUAGGGUUGCUGCUCAAACAGCAAGAGAUAGAAAAAAGGCAAGAAUGGUUGAAUUAGAAGAAUUAGUUACACAACUUGAGAAAGAAAAAAAAAUAUUAGCAUUGGCAAACACCGAAUUACAGAAACAGAAUCUUGCAUUAGAAAAAGAAAAUUCAGAAUUAAAGCUUCGACUUGGUGGAAAAAUUGCAGAUGAAAGCAUUGUAAAAGUGGAAAAAGAAGAAAAGGAGGUGAAUGAAGAAGCGGAAUCCAGGCUGUCUGUUGAAAGUUUGUCCCUUGAGCAUGCAUCGCUCAUUAAUGUGCCUCUGCAGAAGGAACAGGACCUACAGAAGCUUACACUCUGGAUGAUGCACUUCGUUUACUUACCUGCAAUAACGAGAAUGAUGAUAUUCUUGCUUUACUGCAGCAGUGUAGUGAAGAUCUUAUGCAGUAUGACAUCAACUCCACCAUCCCCAGCAAUACAGAAGACAGAAAACAAUCCACAGAUUCUGAAAUGGUGGGGACCCCAUCAGAAAGCUUGGAAUCCCACAAAGAACUGAUUCAUUUCGAUCAUAUUUAUUACAAACAGGAAGAAGUGGUUAGCUCUAAUGCUGAUGCUAAUACUUCUUUUACAGAAAGUGCAUUAUCCACAAAGGACAAUAUUACAGAAUUGCCUAAAAUAGAGUCAGAAGGUGAAAUCGAAGUUUCAGAUUCUUCCAACAUUCCAACCAUUAGUGUUACAAGCACAGAAGAUUUAAGCUGUCCCAAUGAUAUUUUGCAUUUUGAUAACACAUUCUCAUUUCAUACAUUCAAUAAUGGUAUUUUGUGUUCAAGUAUAAAAGAUUGUCCCAGUCCUGCAUCUAGUAGUGACACUGGCUAUGAUUCAUCAUUUUCCAUAUCAUCUCCUUGCAAUGCUGGUAAUUCUUGGGAUGAAACGUUAACAGAGCUGUUUCCUACACUGGUGUAAAGGUUUAUAUUUAAAUUUUAAUUAAAUUCCUAUAAUAUAUAGAGAACUAUAUUGAUAGUUAUAAUGUGUGUAUAUAUUGGUGCCUUUGUGAAUAAAACAUUUACUGUGUAA